AUGUCGGCACCUGAAGUCGUCCCUGCUGCUACGCCCGCUGAGGCACCCGCACCCGCUGCUGCCGUCGAUGCAGCUCCCGCUCCCGCUGCUGAGGCCCCGGCCCCCGCCGCUGCUGCGGCUACUACCACCAAGCCGGCGUCGAAAGCGAAACCCGCGUCGAAGAAGGCUGCAACUGUGAAGAAACCCGCGUCGGAGAAGAAGGCGGGUGCUGCGGGCGCUGCUGCUGAGAAGAAGGAGAAAGCGGCGGGUGCGGCGAAGGAAAAAGCUGUUAAGGAGAAGGUUGUGAAGGAGAAGGGUGUGAAGGAAAAGAAGGAGGUGAAGGAAAAGAAGGAGGUGAAGGAAAAGAAGGAAAAGGUUGGUAAAGAGAAGAAAGAGGUGAAGGAGAAGAAGGAAAAGAAGGAGAAGGAGGAGAAAGAGGGCGGGAGGCCUUCGUGGAAGGAUAUUAUCAAGGAGUGUAUCAUUGAGAAUAAGAGUGAUUCGCGCAAGGGCGUAUCGCGGCUUACUAUCAAAAAGUACGCGGAGGAAAAGUACAAGGUGGAUGUGACGGGCCUCAAUCUGACGCAGCUGAACCGCGCCAUCACGUCCGGUGCCGAGUCGGGGCUGUUCGUCCUUCCCAAGGGGCCCUCGGGCAGAGUCAGGCUCGCGCCCAAACAGCCCAAAGCGUCCGCGUCUAAAGAGAACUCGAAGCCACCUUCAAAGACGCCUGCUGCUGGCGCGAAGGCUGCGGCGACGGUUAAGAAGCCUGUUGUUGCUGGUGCUGGUGCUGCACCGGUGAAGAAGGCGGCGGCGGGUGCGCCGGCGAAGAAGGUGUUGGCGGGCAAGACCAAGGCGCCCGCUGCGAGCGCGAAGAAGACGACUACACCGGCCAAACGGGGGAGCGCUAAAAAGGCUGUGACGGGAACGACGGCGGCUGCCAAGGCGAAGAGCGCGGCGACGAAGAAAGCCCCCGUGAAAAAGGCGGCAGCGGGUGCUGGAUCCAAGACGACGACGACCAAGAAGGCUGCUGCUGCUGCGAAGCCCCGAUCAAAGCCAGCGUCAAAGCCGGCAUCGAAGCCUGCAUCCAAGGCGAAAAAGGUUGUUGUACAGUAG
Molecule: messenger RNA, 1089 nt
Organism: Psilocybe cubensis
Lineage: Eukaryota; Fungi; Basidiomycota; Agaricomycetes; Agaricales; Agrocybaceae
Exons: 7
Coding region: 1-1089 (362 amino acids)
Biological process (GO): nucleosome assembly
Cellular component (GO): nucleosome
Molecular function (GO): DNA binding
Source: RefSeq, a predicted model, not a curated record